Drosophila ficusphila is the source of this 2046-nucleotide messenger RNA. RefSeq names its product type 1 phosphatidylinositol 4,5-bisphosphate 4-phosphatase. Gene Ontology annotation, biological process: phosphatidylinositol dephosphorylation. Gene Ontology annotation, molecular function: phosphatidylinositol-4,5-bisphosphate 4-phosphatase activity. Lineage: Eukaryota; Metazoa; Arthropoda; Insecta; Diptera; Drosophilidae. Bases 319 to 1119 code for a protein of 266 amino acids. Gene Ontology annotation, cellular component: lysosomal membrane; plasma membrane; late endosome membrane. The transcript is spliced from 5 exons. The record is from RefSeq and is a predicted model, not a curated record.
UUGCAGUGGUCGAGAAUUGAUUAAUUGCGGCGCAUGCCGAAAAGGGAAAAAAGGGAGGAUGUGUUUCAAUAAACGAGAGUGAAAACCGCGACGAACAAGUGACUGCUGCAUUCGGGAACAAAGAACUUACUAGGAAAAUAUGUGGCACAACGCCUAAAACUCGAAACUUCCUUCCUUGUUUUGCAGUUGGAACGAUUGCGUUGCAGCAGCAGCAGCAGCAACAACAAAAAACACAGCGGCAGCUAAAAAGUGAAGUUAACGGGAGUUGCUCUACCACAAAAAAAUCCAAACAGUAAGGAAUCGGGAGUUAAUUCAAGCAUGGCGGAUCCAGAGCGACAGAGUUUGAUCAACAAGGACGACGGAAACGGAUACAACUCGGUGGAUGCAGUGGACGAGGGAGGCGAUAAUCCGGGGAGCAGCUCAUCGGUGGCCACCAACGAGGACGGUAAUGGAGCACCGACAGCUGUGCCUUGCAUUGGACCCGAUGAGCUGCCGCCGCCGUAUCAGCAGAGCACCAACACCGGAGGCGUGCCGAUGGUCACCUGUCGGGUAUGUCAGCAAAUGAUUGACAUCACCACGAAGCGGGAGCAGCACGUGGUCAAGUGCACCCACUGCAAUGAGGCUACUCCCAUACGGAACGCUCCGCCGGGCAAGAAGUACGUUCGCUGUCCGUGCAACUGUUUGCUUAUCUGCAAAAGCUCCUCGCAGCGCAUCGCUUGUCCACGGCCCAAUUGCAAGAGGAUCAUUAACCUGGCCCCGAGUCCUGUCACCCCGCCCGUGCCCACCAUGCCGGGCAUGUGCCGCGUGACCUGUGGCCACUGUUCGGACACGUUUUUGUUUAACACGUAUCACAACGCAUUGGCCCGCUGUCCACACUGCAGGAAGGUCUCGUCGGUUGGCUCGCGCUUCGCCAACAGUCGCGGUGUUAUUUUCGCUGUUGUGGCGCUGGUAUUCCUCAUCACAGGCAUCGGCGUUACUAUCGGCACAUUCUCGACUGCUUCGAGCCACGGCGGCAUGUAUAUUCUCUAUGUGGCGCUGUUCGUGAUUGCGGGGUGCAUGCUGGCCCGCUCCGCCUACUAUUUCCGCCUUAAAGUGAGCGCCAUCGAUGGGCCAAUGUAAAGCUAAAGCACGGGGCCAUCAGCGAAGGAAGUGCAUUGUUUUAUUUUUAUAUAUAUAUAUUAUUCAUAUAUAUCAUUCCUUUUGAUAUUAAAUUUAACUAAACACAAGCAGCCAAUUCGCAGACGGAACAUCUGAACAUUUCUCCAGCAGUGCAGCUUUUUAAAACUCUUCAUUUCGAGGAAAACUAAUAGCAAAACCUAGCGAAAUUAUCGAAAGGAUGUCCCCGUUUAAAGUGAUUUUGAAAGGCAUAAUUAGGAUGUUAAGACCGUAACUAACUAAACUCUACUAAAAUCAAAUAUUUCGAGAGUCGCAGAAAUAGCUACCAUCAAAGUGCUAAAAGAGAAAACUCACAGAACUGUAGGCAGUCAUUAGUUAUUAGAUCAGCGACCGAUCAACUCAUUUAUAGAAUCGUCAGGCUCCCAUUUUAAAGAAUGUACAGUUUUGUUGUUUAAGUGUCCGAUUUGUUAUCCGUUUGUGCCUGUCCUGCAACUACAUAUUUUGGGUAUUUAUUCUUUACGUAUUCGUUGAUACGCUUUGAAUUUUGUGUUGCUAAGAAUUUAUUCAAUGCACUCUUCUCAGUUAACCGCCAAAGCAGAAGGGGAAAGCGUUUUGUUUUUGGCGUUAGAAAUAAUUUAAAGGGUAUGCUAACAGUGCUAAUGAAAAGGUACAUACAUACGCGCAUAUAUACCAUACAUACAUAAUUAUGAUGAAAAUAAACAAAGCAACACUUCUUGAACAACAGAGAACAAGCAACGCUCAUGCAGAAAACAACAAUUUAGACCGCAACUGCUAAACUGCGAAAUUAAAUAUAUAUAUGAUUAAAAGGAACGGUUUACUUUUGAAAUAUAUAUAUAUAUACAACAUUUAUAUUUAGUACAUUAUAAAUUAGCAUACAUACACUGUAAAUAAAAAGAAAUAAAACCACAA